AUGGGCUUUGUAAGUCUAGUAUGUGUCCUUUUCUUCCUUUUUGGAGUCAAAGUAUAUUGCCAAUAUGAAACUUACCAAUGGGAUGAAGAUUAUGACCAAGAAUCAGAUGAUGACUACCAACCAGAAUUCCAAUUUCGUCAAAAUACAGAAUAUGGAGUUCCUUUUCAUCAGUAUACUUUAGGCUGUGCCAGUGAAUGUUUCUGUCCAACUAACUUUCCAUCAUCAAUGUACUGUGACAAUCGCAAACUCAAGACUAUCCCAAAUAUUCCAAUGCACAUUCAGCAACUCUACCUUCAGUUCAAUGAAAUUGAGGCUGUGACUGCAAAUUCAUUCAUCAAUGCAACUCAUCUUAAAGAAAUUAACCUCAGCCACAACAAAAUUAGAUCUCAAAAGAUUGAUUAUGGUGUGUUUGCUAAGUUUUCAAAUCUACUACAACUUCACUUGGAGCAUAACAAUUUAGAAGAAUUUCCAUUUCCUCUUCCUAAAUCCCUGGAAAGACUCCUUCUUGGUUACAAUGAAAUCUCCAGACUGCAGACAAAUGCCAUGGAUGGACUAGUAAACUUGACCAUGCUCGAUCUCUGUUGUAAUCAACUCCAUGAUUCUACGUUAACAGAAAAAAUUCUGGCCAAAAUGGAAAAAUUAAUGCAGCUAAACCUAUGUAAUAACAGAUUAGAAUCAAUGCCUCCUGGUUUGCCUUCUUCACUUAUGUAUCUGUCUUUAGAAAAUAAUUCAAUUUCUUCUAUACCAGAAAAUUACUUUGACAAACUUCCAAAACUUCAUGCUCUAAGAAUGUCACACAACAAACUGCAAGAUAUCCCAUAUAAUAUUUUUAAUCUUUCCAACCUGAUAGAGCUCAACAUUGGACAUAACAAAUUGAAGCAAGCAUUCUAUAUUCCAAGAAAUUUGGAACACUUAUACCUAGAGAAUAAUGAAAUAGAAAAGAUCAAUGUUACAGCAAUGUGUCCUUCUAUUGACCCGUUACAUCACCACCAUUUAACAUAUCUUCGUGUGGACCAAAACAAGCUAAAAGAACCAAUAAGCUCAUACAUAUUCUUCUGCUUCCCUCAUAUACAUAGUAUUUAUUAUGGUGAACAAAGAAGCACUAAUGGUCAAACAAUACAACUGAAGACCCAAGUUUUCAGAUUUCAGGAUGAAGAUGAUAGUGAUGAACAUGAUGACCCUGACAGAGCUCACGAGGACCAAGAACAAGAAGGACCAGAAGAGCACUUUGACCCUCAUUUUAACUAA
Molecule: messenger RNA, 1248 nt
Organism: Cynocephalus volans (Philippine flying lemur)
Lineage: Eukaryota; Metazoa; Chordata; Mammalia; Dermoptera; Cynocephalidae
Gene: OMD
Product: osteomodulin
Exons: 2
Coding region: 1-1248 (415 amino acids)
Molecular function (GO): protein binding
Source: RefSeq, a predicted model, not a curated record